Molecule: messenger RNA, 2265 nt
Organism: Anarrhichthys ocellatus (wolf-eel)
Lineage: Eukaryota; Metazoa; Chordata; Actinopteri; Perciformes; Anarhichadidae
Product: galectin-3-binding protein A
Exons: 6
Coding region: 99-2039 (646 amino acids)
Cellular component (GO): membrane
Source: RefSeq, a predicted model, not a curated record
ACUCCUGUCGUUUAAGUCAUGUGGCUUUGUUCUAGUUCAACAAACGUUAGACGUUGUCCUCAAACAAGUCGGGACGGGUCAACGUACCGAAAACCUUUAUGCAACACCCUGAUUGUCUGCUUCAGUGUGAAACGAAACUUGCGGCAAAGCAGUGGGAAUGGAGAAGUGAACCCUGUUUUUGGCAGGACUUUAAAAAGGAGAUUUGUUGUCGCAGACUUCAGAAGAGAGAAGCACAUUUUUGGACAACAUCACUUUGCAACCAGAAGGGAAGAAGACUCCUUCACUUGUGGUUGAAAAUGCUCGUACAUCGAAACCUAUUCACUGUGUGGCUUCUGCUACUUCUCCAUGUCUCUGGGAGUGCAUUCAAAUUCAACCUGUUUGAUAGAAAAAGGAACCCUGUGCUGCAGGAAGGUGACGUGAGGCUGUUUGGCGGCGGUGUUGCCGACGGCCGUGUGGAAAUCUACCACGAGGGGAAAUGGGGAACGGUGUGUGACGACGACUGGGACGUGGCUGAGGCCCAGGUGGUUUGUCGCCAGCUCGGCUUCCCCGGAGCCAAAUCUGUUGUCAUUGGGAAAGACUACGGAAAAGCGUCCGGACCUAUUUGGCUGGAUGAUCUGAGAUGUAAAGGCACAGAGAAUUAUCUCUCUACGUGUGCUUUCACAAGCUGGGCAGCGACCGACUGCAGCCACAAAGAGGACGUGGGAGUUAUUUGUGAACAGAGCGGCUCAAAUGUGACCAGCAGAGAUUCUCCAUACUCGCUGGACCACAGCAUCAGUCUGUCCGAUGAGCGCGGCCUGCUCUUCGACAGCGCGAUCGGCUGUGACUUCUCCAUCUCAGUCCAGAGCGCGACUGGAAACACGGAGGAAGGCGGGGCGCCGGAGGUCUUUGGUUCGACGAUUUGCGCACACAAAUUGAUCCUCUCACAGUUCCCACUCUUCAACGCCUCGGAGGGGACCACCGGCAUCACGGUCGACGUCGGCCACGCUUGCCUACCGCAUUUCUCCUCCUUCAUCAGGUACAUUUACACCCGCAAGGUGGAUGUGACCUUCUCCUCCGUGCAGUGCCUCCACUGGAUGGCUUAUACGUUUGGGGUGAAGCAGCUGAUGGAGGAAGCAGGCCGGCUGUUCACCAAAAUCCUCCCAGAGGACGCCUCGUUCCACACGCAGCUGUCCCUUUACGAAUAUGCAUCGGAGACUGGGGACUUUGUCCUCCAAGAGAACUGUAUUCAGUAUCUAGCCUGGAACUACCAAAAUCUGACCACCUCCCCUGCUUGGACCCGACUCUCCGUUGGACUGUUCGGAUCCCUCCUGCUGCGCUCAGACCUGGUGGUGCCGGAUGAAUAUUUUCUGCUUCAGACUGUGGAGAGCUGGAUCACAGAGAAGGGCAACUCGACCAGUUGGAAAACCCAGGCUGACCUGUUGAGCCGCGUUCGUUUCCCCAUGAUCCCCGCUGAGGCACUGUAUGACCUGGAGUCCAACUCCUCUCUCUACAGCACUCAUAGGAAUAUGUAUCGGGAAAUGGUGUUGAAAGCCUUCCAGUUUAAUGUUCUGCUCUUCAGCAAUCUGAUGUCCAACCCCAAGUUCGACAGAGAAGAUGAGGAUUACCAUCCGAGGAUCUACACCGCUGAGCCAUGGAGCAUCGAUCUGACUCUCCUCCAAAACCGCUACAUGUAUCGCAAUCAACGCGAUUCUACCCCCACCACGUGGCUCAACACACCCGUCCACAACAGCCUGAUCUUCAAGGGCAACAAGAUUCGCUGGGAGGCAAAUGUCUUCAAGUACCAACACGAAUGUUCAAACCGCGGCGUGAGAUGCGAGUCGUUCCCUUCAGCGAGGCUGGCGCCUCAAAACCGCCUCACUGAAUGGAGCAACAUCCUGUUUCGUAAUCGUCUCCUGCUGAUGUGCCAAGGCAAGUACAUCUGCCAGGUUCAGGACUUCAAGAACAACAUGGCGACCCUGAAUGGGACCCCGGUUCUUACCUAUCCCUGUCCUGAUGACCAAUACACCUACCGCUUUGUAGUCAGGCCGGAGUAUGUCUGAUCCAAAAGCAGCGCCAGGCUCAAUAUAUUCUGAUCAAUUUGUCUGCGUAUUAUUCAAUAGGUUGCAAUGAUGAUACAAUAUUAUGUGAUUUUUUUCUUUUUCAUAAAUCUUCAUUGAUGAGCUACAAAUGUGUCAUCUGGCUGUGAUUUAUUUCAUAUCAAGAAUCAUUUACUGUUUUUUUUUUUUUUUUUAACGGCAAAAUAAAUGAAGUCAUAUCUAGAUCCUU